AUGGCUGUCCCCGACAAGUUCACAGGCUUCCAGUCCCCCAGCGCUGGCAGCUGGCUCGAGUUUGAAAAGAACUCAUGGGAGCCCAGACCCUUUGGCGACUACGACGUCGACAUCAAGACUGAAUGCUGCGGUGUCUGCGCCAGUGACCGUCACACCAUCAGCGGCGACUGGGGCGACUGCCCGUACCCUCUGGCCGUCGGACACGAAGUCGUCGGCAAGGUCGUCCGCGUCGGUCCCAAAGUCACUCUCGCCAAGGUCGGCCAGAGAGUCGGUGUUGGUGCUCAGGUCUACUCUUGCUUGGAGUGCCGCCAGUGCAAGAACGAGAACGAGACGUACUGCAAGCACCAGAUUGAUGCCUAUGGCGCCCCUUAUCUCGAUACCGGAUUCACCACUCAGGGAGGAUACUCUUCUCACUCUAGAACCCAUGAGUACUGGACAUACCCAAUUCCAGAUGCUCUGGAGAGCGCCGACGUAGCUCCCAUGCUAUGCGCCGGCAUCACCGUCUACAGCCCCCUGAAGCGCUUCGGCGCCGGACCAGGCAAAAAGGUCGGUGUCGUGGGCAUCGGCGGCCUGGGCCACUACGGCGUCAUCUUCGCCAAGGCUCUGGGUGCUGAAGUCUGGGCCAUUUCCCGAACUCGCGCCAAGGAGGCCGAUGCCCGCAAGAUGGGAGCCGACGGCUUCCUGGCCACCUCCGAGAAGGACUGGACCAAGGGCCACGAGAUGACCUUUGACCUCAUCAUCAACACCGCAAACUCCUUUGACGGCUUCGCUCUCGGCGAGUACCUCAGCCUGCUCGACAUCCACGGACGAUGGAACUCGGUCGGUCUCCCCGGAGGCGAGGGCAUGUCCAUCCGAAACCAGGACUUCCUCAGCAACGGCUGCUUCAUCGGCAGCUCACAUCUGGGCAGUCGCAAGGAGAUGCUGGAGAUGUUGGACCUGGCCGCCACCAAGGGCCUUCACUCCUGGGUGGAGAAGAUUCCCAUCUCCAAGGAGGGACUGCAGCAGGCCAUGAACAAGCUGGGAGACUCGAGUGUGCGGUAUAGGUCGUGCAUGGUUGACUAUGACAAGGCAUUCGGAGCGUAAUGUAUAAAAAGUAUGUAGAAAAAGAAAAAAGAUGAACGAUGUGAG
Molecule: messenger RNA, 1128 nt
Organism: Trichoderma atroviride IMI 206040
Lineage: Eukaryota; Fungi; Ascomycota; Sordariomycetes; Hypocreales; Hypocreaceae
Biological process (GO): alcohol metabolic process
Molecular function (GO): alcohol dehydrogenase (NADP+) activity; zinc ion binding
Source: RefSeq, a predicted model, not a curated record